Messenger RNA from Panonychus citri (citrus red mite), 2415 nucleotides. RefSeq lists its product as uncharacterized. The record is from RefSeq and is a predicted model, not a curated record. The coding region runs from base 231 to 1946 and encodes 571 amino acids. NCBI's taxonomy places the organism in Eukaryota, Metazoa, Arthropoda, Arachnida, Trombidiformes, Tetranychidae. Gene Ontology annotation, molecular function: xylosyltransferase activity; glucuronosyltransferase activity. The transcript has 11 exons. Gene Ontology annotation, biological process: protein O-linked glycosylation via mannose.
UAAUUGUCUAUGAUUCCAAUGUUAAACUCAGUUUGUUAGAAUAAUUUUAUGGUUCGUUUAAGUGUUUCAACUGUUUGAUCGAUGGUCAACUGAUUGUCACAAUAUUUAUGUUUAUAUUUUACUCCAAGAAUUUAUCAUAAUAUUUAAGUUGAUGAUCAGCUGAUGUUUACCUUCAAUAUCAUGAUUAUAAUGGUUAAUUAGUGUUGUUGCUUUCGUAGCAAUUUAAUAACAUGUUAAUUACUAAAAUUUAUUCUCUAUGUGGUAAACUUACCCGAGGAACUAGUUCAUUUCAAAUUGUUCUCAUAGCAAUUGGAUUACAUUGUUUCGCCUCAAUAUUGAUCAUCUAUUUUCAUUUAUCUCGCUAUUUAGAUGAUAACAAAAGAUCUGAACCUAAUUUCAUUGAUGUACAAGGAGGAAUCAUCUCGAACAAACGAAUCGAUGAAAUUAAUUUGAUUGUCAAUGAUGUUAUCGAUGAAAGAAACAUAACUUAUCAUGGUUGGUGGUUGGAUCAUUAUAAAUAUCAACAUAAUAUUCAAUGUUUUGAGAGUAAAUGGAUUAAUUGUGUUCCUGUUUUCACAACUGAAUGUAAAGCCGAUGGUGUCAGAGGAAUGUAUCAAUUUAUACCCAUUCGAAGAGGUUACCCUUUGACCUCGAUUGAAUUAUCUCUUAAAUCAUUUGCUCCUCAUCUAUCAGAACAGUCCGAUGAUGGUAACUAUGGUCUUCACGCUUUGAUUUAUCUAACCAAUGGUCAAACUGAAUUUACGAGAAUUAAUUUUCCUGCUAAUCUCGACGAUUGGACUAAAAGAUCAAUAAUCUAUUCAACUCCACCAGGUACAUCGAUUGUUGAAAUCACCGUUAUGAUUUUAUGUUACGGAUACACAGGAAGUGUCACUUUUUCCGAUGUUCAAUUGAUUCCUUUAAAUGAGUUAAAAGGUAAAUUAAGACGACAUGAUUUGGUUGCCGAUUGUGUAGCGGAUGGUUAUGAGGAUCGACCAUUGAGCGAACCAGUUAAUUGUAAAGUAAUUGAUUUUCCAGUCGCCGAAACAAUUGGUAAAUUAAGUGAUCAUUUAAUCACUUUGGUCACUCAAGUUUCCAUGGAUCGAAUCUCAAUUCUUGAGAAAACUUUAUCAUCUUGGAAUGGCCCGGUUUCCAUAACCAUUUAUGUUCCUGUUGAUGAUCCUAGUGAAGGAUUAAAAGAUUGGCAGAGACUUUAUUUAGACAAGAAACUACGGAAACUUCAACUUACUCAGGGAAGUUUCAUUUCUUUGUUCCUUUGUCCGGAAAAUAAUCAAAUUUAUCCAAUCAACAAGAUGAGAAAUACAGCAAUUAAAAAUGCUCCCAGUCAAUUCAUCUUAAUUGUUGAUGCUGAUUUUCAACCAUCAACUGAUUUAGAGAAAGAGUUUAUCUCAACCAUUAAAGGAAUGGAAACUUAUGAUAAAGCUUUCGUUGUACCCGCUUUUGAAUAUGUUGAAGCUCCUAAGGUUAACGAAGCAAGUCCUCGUAAUAAAGAGGAACUACUACAAUUGAUUUUUCGAGACGAUCCACUAGUCAAUCCUUUUAGGUUACUGGAAUCAAUUGAUGCUCACAAAUUAACCAACUAUUGGAAAUGGUAUUCAUCUAAUAAAGUUUUCCCUGUCACGAAAUAUUCUGAUAAAUAUGAACCUUAUUUGAUCUUAGAAAAAGCCAAAGAUUUACCUUUAUUUGAUGAAAGAUUUUCGGGUUACGGGAUGAACAAAGUCACUCAUAUAACUGAACUUUUUGCUUCGAAUUAUAUUUUUCUAGUGCUUCCAAAGGCCUGGGUCAUUCAUUUACCUCACAAAUCGUCAACAUACAAUCAAGAUUUUCUUCAGAAUUCAGACCGACGCUUGAAAACCAGAGCCCAACGUUUCCAGUUCGUCAAAAAGAUAAUUGAAAGAUGGAAAAUCACUCAACAGUCUUGUAGAUGAGUUAAUAGAUAAUUAAUCGAAUUCAUCGUCAUUAAGCAACAAUCAGACGAUUUGAUUAUCACCGAAAACCGUUCUGCUCAUUUAAAGGUACAUGAAUGAUGACAAAACUGCCGCCGAUUACAAAGUUACUGGUGGAUCGGAACUUCACAUAGUCUUGGCUCUAAGAGGUGACCAGAAAACUAAAUCCAAACUCUCCUUCAAUCAAUACGAUGAAACAAGUAAAUUUGUUUGUCGUCCAAAUUGUUAAAAAAUAUUUUCUUUUCUAUUUCAAAUGCUAAUCAAUAUGAAAAUCUUGUAAUUUCAUCAAAACAUUUCGUCACACAUUAAAUUUGUGAAUUGUAUUGAUAAACAAAAAAUUAACAAAUUGUCAUUGAAAAAUGAAUGGAAGCAUUAAAAGUAAGUCUUCUGAUUAUGAAACUGAGAAGAUGAUGAUGGAAAAAUAAACUGAUCAGUUGAUCACAACAAUUAA